This is a messenger RNA of Tremella mesenterica DSM 1558, 681 nucleotides long. RefSeq lists its product as uncharacterized. Lineage: Eukaryota; Fungi; Basidiomycota; Tremellomycetes; Tremellales; Tremellaceae. The coding region runs from base 1 to 681 and encodes 226 amino acids. The record is from RefSeq and is a predicted model, not a curated record. The transcript is spliced from 7 exons. Gene Ontology annotation, molecular function: ATP hydrolysis activity; ATP binding.
AUGGCACCUCUACUCUCCGUCAAGGGGCUCAGUCUGAGGAGAGAUGAAGGAGAAGGUUCUGCUAUUCUUCAUGACUUCAAUCUCGAAGUAGAAGAAGGUGAAGUGGUCAUCAUCAAAGGUCCAUCAGGUUGUGGAAAAACAACGUUAUUGAAAUGUAUAGCGGAAUUGAGUGUUUACCAAUCAGGAGAAAUAUUGUUGGAUGGAAAUGUUCGCGUUCCAAAAUAUCGUACUUUAGUACAAUAUGUUCCCCAACGACCAUCACUUCUUCCCGGCACACCGGCCGAGUUCCUCGAAACUAUAAGUCGUUUUUCAUCCCGUAAAAAAUCACAGCAAGACCGAAAGGGCGAAACUGACCCAAUGGCUCUAGCUGAGAAAUGGGGCAUAGAACGUACUAUGUGGGGUAGGGAAUGGGCUACUUUGAGUGGAGGAGAGGGACAGAGGAUCGCUUUGGCUUUAGCUGUGGGGAUUGGACGAGCAGAGGUCGUUUUACUUGAUGAACCCACCAGCGCGUUGGACGAAGAAUCAAUGAAGACGGUCGAACGGAGUUUACUAGAAAUGUUACCUCCUCUCAGAACACAGAAUUCAAAUGUGAGGACAGGUCCAAAAGCGUUGAUUUGGAUCACACACGAGGCCAGUCAAGCGGAUCGAGUGGGGACAAGAACGGUCGACUUGUCAAGAUGA